Eremomyces bilateralis CBS 781.70 is the source of this 990-nucleotide messenger RNA. RefSeq lists its product as uncharacterized. The transcript has a single exon. Lineage: Eukaryota; Fungi; Ascomycota; Dothideomycetes; Eremomycetales; Eremomycetaceae. The coding region runs from base 1 to 990 and encodes 329 amino acids. The record is from RefSeq and is a predicted model, not a curated record.
AUGGACUGCCGCUACGGCCACCAUUUCAACCAUAUUAGCUCGACUGGAGACUCCAGGCUGGGGGUUAAAUUUGCCGAUGCGCUUUCUCCGAUUCAACCGGCGAGUCCACCCCACUCGUCCAGCUACGGCAGACUCCCUCAGCCGACGGCGGAUCUCGAACAGGUUAGGAGAGAUGUUAAAGAGUUCGGCUACGGGUUCGUGAAAGAUGCCCUAUCUCCUCCGCAGCUUGCGGGCUUACAGAAACGACUGAAAGACCAAGCGGAAGGAGAAGCCAAAGCCGGUGUCGCGUAUUUCGACGGAGGUCCCAAGAAGCCAAAUCAGCGCAUCUGGAACCUACCAAACAAGGGCCAGGAGUUCCUCGAUCUCCUCGAACAUCCCUUGGUGGAAGAGUUCAUGCCGGAGACGCUCGGUGACGGGUACCACUUAUCGUCCUACACGGCCAACAUCAACCGCCCUGGGAGCAACGGAAUGGGCAUGCACACCGACCAGAUCACGAUAAAUCCUGCGGUCCCACAGUUCCCGCUGGGGCUCAAUCUGAUGUGGUUUCUCUGCGAUGUGAACGAGGAGAACGGCGGCACUCGGAUCCUCCCUCAAAGCCACAACGGCCUGGUUGCACCGGACAAUCUCUUCGAUAACGCAGGGACGACCUUCGCCAGCGGACCUGCGGGGACGUGUCUCGUGUUCGAAAGCCGAGUGUGGCAUGCAACGGGACCAAAUAUUGCUCAAGGAGGGGAGCGGCCAGUCAUCCUGCAGUUCUAUGUCCGGCAUUUCGUCAGGCCGCAAGAGAACUUCACGUUGAGCGUGACGCCUGAGGUGGAGGCGAGGAUGACGGCUAAGAUGAAGCAGGCGUGCGGAUAUCGUGUGACGGCGACGUUGGGGGGAGUAGAAGGGUUUAGGCCGGAUGGGACCAUUGUCAAAAGACCAGAGAGCCCAGUGGUCGCGUUGAAUGCUGAUGGCACACGUACUUCGGUGGGUAGAUCUAAAUUGUAA